AUGGAGGGUGAUGAACCGCCGUCUCCGUCAUAUAUCCACUGCCGCGGCGUCUUCUUUGUUCUCAAAGACAUAUCCAAUUUCAAAACCCCAAAACGCCUCCACAACCCCAAUUUCCACUCUCCAUGCCCACAACAUUUCUUCACCGCCUCCAAACAAACCCCUAAAUCCUACGCUUCGUUCAUGUAUCGUCGUGGGCUCUCCAAGUCAAACGCCAAGACUGUCGCUGCUCGGAGACUCAAGUCUCUGGAGUUGGAACAAACAAAAUCCGCCUACAAGUCAAAGCUCAAAAAGGAACAGUCACUCAAGUCGCUCUCCAAAUCCCUCACCGUAUGGCUUAAUUUUCUUAUUCAAAGCCCUAAAUUAUGUGGCUGUGAUAGAAUUGGGACCUACUUGGUGGUGACCAAGGGGAAGAGGGAAGGAGGAGACGUCAUGACGUGGCGGAGCCCCAAACGGCAUAGGGACAUGUGGUGGAAAGGGGAAAAUGAUAAUGUUGAUGUGGAUGUUGAUUUGGCGGAGUCGAAGUCAUUCAUGUUGAAAAAUUCGUUAAAGGAUGUGUGUAGUUUCGAUGAUUUGAAACAAAGAAUGAGCGUUUACUUGAGUGUGGGCGGUUGCAAAGAGGUUUUCCGUGUCAUGACUCUUGUGAUUAAGAAUAUUGACGAUGGGCGAUUAAAUAUGAAGUCACAUUGUCCCAUUGUAACUGAUUUUGGAAUGAAGGAAAAAGCCACUAGGGUUCUUAUGAGUUAUAACCCGAUUUGGCUUCGAAUUGGAUUGUACAUUAUUUUUGGUGGUGAUUCCUUGUUGUCAAAUGAAGAUGUUAAUUCUGAACAAGAAACGGCAUUCUUGAAAAUGAUAAUUGAGAAGCAAUUUUUCUCACAUGCUGGGCUCGCAAAAGCUUAUGCUUAUAACAAAAAGGUGGAGGGUUUAUACAGACCAGGUUAUUAUGAAACUUUGGGGACUGUUAUAUUGAAGAGAUUUUUGCUGCUUGUUCUCAUACUUGAUAGAGCUAAAUUUCAAGGCAUUCUUCCACUCAAGUAUGGUAUUGAUGGUAUUGAUGGGGGUUCUCCUCUUUUGUUCUUAGUGAAAUCUAGUAUCAAAUCAAGCCGCCAAGUGAUUGUUGAUUUCUUAUCUUUGGAUGUAAUGCACGGAGAAGGUAAUCUUCUUGCGCACCUGGUGAUUGUAGGAUACAAAGUUUCUUACCAACAGUCUCCCCUGGUUGAGUAUGAUUUCAGAGUGAGAGAUUUAUUUGUAGAUCUCCAAGAUGGACUGCGGCUUGGUAGAAUCAUACAACUCUUGCUACAGGACGCCUCAAUCCUUACGAAAUUGGUAGUCCCAUCUGAUACUCGCAAAAAGAAUUUAACAAAUUGUGGCAUUGCUCUGCAAUAUUUGAGAAAGGCUGGUGUAAUGUUAUAUGAUGAAGAUCGAACAGCAAUUAUGGAAGAUGAUGUUGCUGAUGGAGAUAAAGAACUUAUUCUUUCCUUGCUAUGGAACAUGUUCGUGCACUUGCAGUUACCACUUCUGAUAAACAAAAAAGUCUUAGAAGAGGAAAUUUGCAAACUUCAGGGAACUAGUGUGGACCAAUUGAAUAGUAUUGGUUCUACUCUGGAUAUGCUUUUGAAUUGGAUCCAGGUGGUUUGCCAAAAGUAUGAUUAUCAGAUCGACAAUUUUUCUUCAUUGGUUGAUGGAAAAGCCAUAUGGUGCUUGCUUGAUUUUUACUUCCGGAAGGCAAUUAGUUGUUCCUGUUCUUCCAAGGACCAUCAUGAAACAAGAGGUGAAGAAUCAAUUAUGUCAGCCACUGAUUACACAGAUGCAUUUCACAACUUAAUAUUGUCACAGAAAUUGACAACAUUAUUGGGAAGCUUUCCAGAGGUUCUGCAAAUGAGUGAGAUACUUGAACAUAAUGGUGCUUGUAGUGAUCGGAGUGUGGUAAUUCUGUUGGUGUUCCUCUCAUCUCAACUGAUUGUCAAGAAGAACAUGGAUCAACUAAACUUUCAUAAACUAUUGGACUGUAAUUGUCAAAUUUUGGAGAGGAGACGUUCAAAUAUUGAAUGCUGGACUGUGAAUUCUGUAGCAUCGUCAGACCUACAUGAUGAAAAAGAUGACAGCAAUGAAGAUGCAGUGAGGAAGUUUAAGGCCCUUCAGGCUUGGUGGCGAGAAAUGGCUGAGAAGAAUUACAAAAGUGCCUCAAAACCUCUUAUCUCUACUUGGCAGAGCUUCUCAACUAGCAAUGACAACAUUAACCUUGAAAAAGGUACUAGAGUAGGCCAAGCUGUAGAAGGUAUUGUGAAACAAUCCGAGGCGGAGGCAAAAAUACGAGGAAAUGCUGCUCAAGUCAUACAGUCUCAUUUCAGGAGGUGGAUUCAACGUCGCAGUUUCUUGAAGAUGAGGACUGCAGUUUCAUUUUUGCAAAUUGCUAUUCGGGUGUCGUUAGAAGUGAAGUUUAAUUCAACACUUCAAGAUUUCGAUACUGAAAACGUCAAACACUCUGAGAUAGUGAGAUAUGUAAAGUUCAUUGUUGAGAAACAUGGUUUUGGCAGGUUAAAGAAAUCGGUAUUAUUCAUUCAGCGAGCAACUAGAACUUGGAUCAGUCACAAACGUCUGGUAGAGAGCAUGCACAAUCAGGCUGUAUCCUCUCCUUAUCUAGUUAGUGGUGCCAUGGAUGUUCAGACAUGUGUUCCCAGCAUCCUUGAAAUUGAGAAAACUCCGCUUAUGUAUCAAGAAAAGGGUGACAGGAAAUUGGAAACAGAAGCAGCACUUAAAAUUCAGUUGGCUUGGAGAAAUUUCACAUCAAACAAGUCCCUUCACAAGAAGUGUGUUGCUGCAACUAAAGUUCAGAGUCAUUUCCGUGGUUGGCAGUUAAGACAAAGAUUCUUAGUUCAGAAGCAAGCAACAAUAAAAAUUCAAAGUCAUUUCCGAUGCAUAACCUGUCAAAGGGCAUUUCAGCAAAACAAAGUUGUCAUAAGGUCAGCUAUCGUCAUUCAAUCUUGCAUACGUGGUUGGAUAGCUAGGAGACGAGCCUCGAGACUUUGGUAUCUCAUUGUUAUCAUCCAAGUAAGUUUUGCUGAUUGGUUUUAAGUGAUCUGAAGUUUCGCAUUCCACUUCUCACCCUAA
Molecule: messenger RNA, 3108 nt
Organism: Pistacia vera
Lineage: Eukaryota; Viridiplantae; Streptophyta; Magnoliopsida; Sapindales; Anacardiaceae
Product: abnormal spindle-like microcephaly-associated protein homolog
Exons: 15
Coding region: 1-3072 (1023 amino acids)
Biological process (GO): establishment of meiotic spindle localization; mitotic cell cycle; spindle organization
Cellular component (GO): spindle pole
Molecular function (GO): protein binding
Source: RefSeq, a predicted model, not a curated record